AUGCCCUGGAAAGUUCCGAUGCUUGAUUUUCGCCCCGUUGUCGUCCUAGGUGCCGGUAUCUUGGGCCGUCGUAUUGCCUGUACGUUCGUGGCCGCUGGAUAUAAUGUUCAUAUCUAUGAUAUAUCGAACAACGCCUUAAAUGAAACAAUUCGGUAUAUUGAUGAAAAUAUGGAGAAGUUCACAACACUCUCUAAAGUUGUGAAACUCCAGGGAUCCUGCUCGGUCUUCACAAAUUUUGAAGCUGCUGUUCCUAAAGCCUGGCUAGUCAUAGAAGCUAUUCCAGAAAUCCUCGAGCUGAAGUCUCAAAUAUUAGGCGUACUAGACAGGAUAGCGCCGGAAGACUGCAUUUUUGCGUCCAAUAGCUCAUCAUUCAAAUCAUCGUUGAUGUUGAGCGAAGUUAGUAAGGAAAGAAGGAGACUUGUCUUGAACGCACAUUUUUAUAUGCCUCCAAACAUCCGAAUUGUGGAGCUAAUGACAGAUGGAGAGACACAAUCGGAGAUUUUUCCAUUCCUUUCGGGGGUCUUGGAAUCUUGCGGAAUGAUACCUGUGAUUGUUAAGAUUGAGUCCACUGGAUUUAUCUUUAACCGGCUAUGGGCUUCCAUUAAGCGUGAAAUUCUUCUUAUCCUUGCUGAGGGCGUCAGCGAGCCAAAGCAAAUUGACCUCCUCUGGAGGCAUAUGUUCAAAUCAACUGUAGCACCCUGUGAGUUGAUGGAUGAUAUUGGGCUAGAUACUGUCGCACUUGUCGAAGAUAACUAUAUUGCAGAGCGACAACUUGACGGGAGAAUGACUGUUGAUUGGCUUCGAGACCGCUAUCUCUCCCAUGGAAAGGUGGGCAAGAAGUCCAUUAACGGCGGGCUCUAUCAUCCCUCGACUAAUACACCGAGUUCUCCUCAACUCUGUCUUCCUGAUAUAUCGAUCUAUAUCAUAGAUGUGGGUUCGGGUGGCAAUCUCAAGGAUAUGGAUCAUCAAUUUGCGAAUGGAAGGCUGGUUCGGUUCACGCCAGUCACGAACAGCCUUUCCACACUUAUAUCUGGUCUGAAUGCACCAGAUGGAAUUGACAUAUCCUCAUCCAUUGGGAAAUUGUUCUGGACUAAUACGGGUCAUCUGGCAUCCGUCCCGGAUGGGUCCAUCAUGUCAGCCCGGCUUGAUGGUAGAGGCGCCAAGACUCUCAUUUGUGACGGCCAAUUGUACACCCCAAAACAAUUGGUUGUAGAAGAUAAUACCCAAACAUUAUACUUCUGUGAUCGUGAGGGCAUGUCUGUUCACCGUUGUGGUUUCUAUGGUCAGUCACACGAGAUACUUAUUAAACGUGGUGAACCCGGCACCGACGAUAGAUACGACAUGACCCGGUGGUGUGUUGGAGUGGCGGUAGAUGCAAAAGCUGGAAAGAUCUACUGGACGCAGAAGGGACCCUGUAGAGGCUAUAAGGGAUGCAUAUAUAGGACAAAUAUUGAGACCCCCUUGGGUCAGACAGCAGAGGCCCGGUCGGACAUUGAGACAAUAUUUGAGGGAUUACCUGAGCCUAUCGAUCUUGCACUGGACGUGGGGGAAGGGAUGCUAUACUGGACUGAUCGCGGAGAACUUCCUAGAGGAUGCUCGCUAAAUCGGGCGUACGUUGGGGGAGGCGGAUAUAGUGAAACACAAGAACAUCCUGAUAUUCUCGCACGGCAUUUCGACCAACCCAUAGGGCUCAAACUUGAUCUGAAAUGGAAAAAGAUAUAUGUGGCAGAUCUCGGUGGUUCUUUGUAUCGCUUGAAUUUAGAUGGAAGCGGGAAAGAGACUCUCAUUGCCGGACAGGGUGCAUAUGCAGGUAUUACAUUGUUCAGCAGUUGCAGCUGA
This is a messenger RNA of Aspergillus alliaceus, 1839 nucleotides long. RefSeq names its product 3-hydroxyacyl-CoA dehydrogenase family protein. The coding region runs from base 1 to 1839 and encodes 612 amino acids. The record is from RefSeq and is a predicted model, not a curated record. The transcript is spliced from 2 exons. Gene Ontology annotation, molecular function: oxidoreductase activity, acting on the CH-OH group of donors, NAD or NADP as acceptor; NAD+ binding. Lineage: Eukaryota; Fungi; Ascomycota; Eurotiomycetes; Eurotiales; Aspergillaceae. Gene Ontology annotation, biological process: fatty acid metabolic process.